Molecule: messenger RNA, 1471 nt
Organism: Scatophagus argus
Lineage: Eukaryota; Metazoa; Chordata; Actinopteri; Scatophagidae
Gene: timm17a
Product: translocase of inner mitochondrial membrane 17 homolog A (yeast)
Exons: 6
Coding region: 118-624 (168 amino acids)
Biological process (GO): protein import into mitochondrial matrix
Cellular component (GO): mitochondrial inner membrane; TIM23 mitochondrial import inner membrane translocase complex
Molecular function (GO): transmembrane protein transporter activity
Source: RefSeq, a predicted model, not a curated record
CUUAUCCCUUCGGGUUUUACUCAAAAACACAUGUAAUGCUCCUUUACGAUAUGGCCUUGAGUCGUUACGUCAGGUUGUCGAUAAGCGUUACGUCAGAGGGAACAGCGAAAGAACAAAAUGGAGGAAUAUGCCAGAGAACCAUGCCCUUGGAGGAUUGUGGACGACUGUGGGGGAGCCUUCACCAUGGGGGCUAUUGGAGGAGGAAUAUUCCAGGCAGUAAAAGGUUUCAGAAAUGCACCCUCAGGGAUGAGCCACAGAAUGAAAGGUAGUUUGACUGCCAUCAAGACCAGAGCUCCACAGCUUGGAGGAAGCUUUGCAGUAUGGGGAGGCCUCUUCUCCACAAUUGACUGUGGUUUAGUAAAGGUACGAGGGAAGGAGGAUCCCUGGAACUCAAUUACUAGUGGGGCCAUGACAGGAGCUAUUCUUGCUGCAAGAAAUGGACCAGUGGCUAUGGUAGGCUCUGCAGCCAUGGGUGGUAUUCUGCUGGCGUUGAUAGAGGGCGCUGGAAUCCUGCUUACUAGGUUUGCCUCUUCACAGUUUCCAACUGGACCCCAGUUUGCAGAGGAACCGGCCCCAGCUGCCAUGCCCUCCCCUUCCUUUGGUGACUACAGACAAUAUCAGUGAGGACUCCUUACUUCUUAUCCAUUAGGCCUUUUUAAAUUCCUUGCUGAAGUUACAAAGAAGAAAUGGAGAUGCAGUUUACCACAUGUCAAACAAUAGCAUCUGCACCCAACUUUAAUGGACUUUGUCAGAGAAGUGAAGGACAAAACACAUCUUCAUUUUCUUUCUUUCAAGAGCUAUGUACAGAUCUGCCUUUUUUCCAUUCUCAGCCUUGUCAUGUGCAUCUGUUUCACCUAACAUUGGUUAAACACAGACAUGGGGUGGGGUUUGUUGUUUGAUGUUCGAGAGCUUGUCAGGAGUGUUCUGUUUUGUUCAUACACAGUAUGUAGACCUGCUGCACGUAGCCAACAAAUGGGAGACCAAGACUGACAAGCUUUGAAUGAUGUUGAAUUUUGCAAAAACAUGUCACAUAUGGAACAUAAUGAAUUAUAUUUAAGUAUGGUCUACUCAUGUAUAUACAGUAAAGGCUUUUCAUCUCUUUUCACUUAUGUUAGUCUUUAUUGCCUUAAAUAUGUCACCUGCUUGGGCUGGCCACUGACCUCUGGCUGGCUUUUAUUUGAUUUUUUUUUUCAGGGUUACAGAGGCAAACAUUCAUCAGAUACAAUGCUGUUCCUGGCAUACUAGUUUGUUUUAAAGUGAUUUAUUUAUUUUAGAUUGUAAAGAAAUUGUACUAGGUUGUUCUAUUUUAUGUGACAGUGAUUUUACAUUCAACACAAAGGAGUGGAAAAGACAGCUAAUGACCAAGGAUGGCACAGGCAGUACAAAUGAAUGGGAAAAACUCUAGCAAGGGAUUGCUGCAUACUGUAUUAAAUCUGUAUGACAGAUUGUACAAUAAAGAGAUACAUUGUAA